CGCAUACUGGCGCAUCGCCACGACGUCUUUUCCAGCAGUGGCGACCACUCCAGACGGUCUGUGGUGCCGGCCGACCAGGGUGUGGAUGCGGAGUUGCCACCAUUCAGUCGGCCAAUACCGAGCACGGACGCUCACAGCCCAGUACGGCUUCUCAUUUCGUUUAUAUGAUACAUGCAGCUGCCGGCCUGCCCUCUUGUCGCCUGCCUCCUCUACACGCCAUUCGUGACACUCGUUCGUUCCAUUCUUCUUUCGCGCUGUCUCUAACAUCGACAUCGACAUUCUACAUCUUCCACAACGAGAAUUACCAUUGGAUCAUCACCAACGACCCGUCGUAGCAUACAUCGAUCAACAUGCGUUACUCAGUAUUGGCUCUGGCGCCAUUUGUGGCUGCCGCAUACGCCCAGGAUACCAACAACGACGAUCAGAACAACGAUGCUCAGACCUCUUCAACUUCCAUUUCGAUCCCACCGUACUCAAACACCAUGACCAACUUCCUCACGCAAACCAACUCGGAUGGAGUUGUGACCGGCAUGCCUACGCCGCAAGUUGGAGGCCAAGGUGUUGCUGAGACCAGCAUUCCUCCAGUCGCCACAAUUCCAGCCGGUCUUGCUCCGGGCUCUGUGUACACCUUGUUCUACGGAAACGCGACCUCUUUCACCGUCAGCGUUGCCUCAUCAACUACCGUCGUCGUCGGUCCUGGAGGCUCUCAAGCAACGGGCGUGUCUGUCACCACAGGAAACAAUGCCGCCACACCAAGCUCUGCGUCUGGCAACGAGAACGCAACAGAGACAUCUGAGAACGGCUCGACCGAGACCUCGGAUUCUGCGGCCAGUGGGAAUCUCAAGGUUGCCUCGGGUGCCAUGUUCGGCCUCGGCGCUCUCCUGGCCUUUGCUCUGUAAAGAUUUUGCGUGGUGGUUAAGGAUGAGGAGUUGGGAAUAAGCAUACGGUACUGGAGCUCGCCAGCUUUUCUUGUGUUUGGGUGGGAAUUGUUCAUGAACGACAGUAGGAUGGUGAUAGUUGUAUACCCUUGUGCGGAUAUAGUAAUGCACUUUCCGAUGUUCAGAUUUGACUUGGUCGCGUGCCACGGGUCGUGACUACUCCAAGACUUCUGGACUCUGUGGGCACAGAUUGAUGCAGGCUCGUUCGGGCUUAUCGGCAGGCAACGCUUACGUCGGAAUAUGCUUGCCAGUCUCCAGAUGUGGUACCGCGCGAACUGUGGUAGUCGUAAUGUUCAGUCAGCCGCG
Molecule: messenger RNA, 1244 nt
Organism: Cercospora beticola
Lineage: Eukaryota; Fungi; Ascomycota; Dothideomycetes; Mycosphaerellales; Mycosphaerellaceae
Source: RefSeq, a predicted model, not a curated record